AUGAGCGGCGAACGUUCGAAGAAGACUCUGAUAAGCGACAGACAAAAAGAGGAGGGUCGCAAAGAGGCGAGACACGAAGAGGAGGGACACGAAGAGGAGGGACACGAAGAGGAGGGACACGAAGAGGAGGGACACGAAGAGGAGGGACACGAAGAGGAGGGACACGAAGAGGAGGGACACGAAGAGGAGGGACACGAAGAGGAGGGACACGAAGAGGAGGGACACGAAUAG
Messenger RNA from Penicillium digitatum Pd1, 231 nucleotides. The record is from RefSeq and is a predicted model, not a curated record. NCBI's taxonomy places the organism in Eukaryota, Fungi, Ascomycota, Eurotiomycetes, Eurotiales, Aspergillaceae.